UCUCUUUUCUCAUUUCGGCUCUGGUUGUAUUAAAAGUUAUGAUUUAACUUUAAAUUAACCAAACUUUUGUUGAAAUAAUUUUUUAAAAAUUUCAUAAGUGUUUUCACAGUCUUUAUCAAGAAAUAAUCAAAAAAUAUAAUGUCUUUAUGUGCGGCAAUUUUCCGUACAGUGCCUAGUAAUGUAAUACGAUCAGCACUUGUGCGAAGUAAUUAUGCCAUAUUAAGGUAUUCACAAGUCGAACCUCAACGUUGGGGUUUAUAUAGAGACUAUGCAACUGAAAAAAAAGUUUUUGAAAGGACAAAAGAACAUGUAAAUGUUGGUACCAUCGGCCAUGUGGAUCAUGGAAAAACUACGCUGACUGCAGCCAUAACCAAAGUUUUAGCUGACAAGAAACUAGCAGAGAGUAAAAAAUAUAGUGAAAUUGACAAUGCACCGGAAGAAAAAGCUCGAGGUAUAACAAUUAAUGUCGCUCACGUAGAAUAUCAAACAGAGAAAAGGCAUUAUGGACAUACUGAUUGCCCUGGACAUGCGGAUUACAUAAAAAACAUGAUAACUGGGACAGCGCAGAUGGAUGGAGCUAUCCUAGUCGUUGCAGCAACAGAUGGUGCUAUGCCUCAAACAAGAGAACAUUUACUAUUAGCUAAGCAAAUUGGAAUUAAUCAUAUAAUUGUUUUUAUCAAUAAAGUCGAUGCAGCAGACCAAGAAAUGGUAGAUUUAGUUGAAAUCGAAAUACGUGAAUUGUUAUCUGAAAUGGGCUAUGAUGGUGAUAAUAUUCCAAUAAUUAAGGGAUCUGCUUUGUGUGCCCUUGAAGGUAAAAAUCAAGAAAUUGGGGCAGAUGCUAUUUUGAAGCUAUUAGAUGAAGUUGAUAAACAUAUCCCAACACCUAUUCGAGAAUUAGAUAAACCAUUUUUAUUGCCAGUCGAAAAUGUUUACAGUAUACCUGGACGUGGUACAGUUGUAACAGGUCGUUUAGAAAGAGGAGUAGUUAAAAAAGGCAUGGAUUGUGAAUUUGUUGGCUAUAACAAAGUAUUAAAAUCAACAGUAACAGGAGUUGAAAUGUUCCAUCAAAUCUUGGAAGAAGCUCAAGCUGGUGAUCAACUCGGAGCAUUAGUUCGGGGUGUUAAGCGUGACGAUAUCAAGAGAGGGAUGGUUAUGUGUAAACCAGGAUCAAUUAAAGCUCAUGAUCAAGUUGAAGCUCAAGUUUAUAUUUUAAGUAAAGAAGAGGGAGGUCGUCACAAGGCAUUCAUGAACUUUAUUCAAUUACAAAUGUUUUCCCGAACUUGGGAUUGUGCAAGCCAAGUUAAUAUUCCGGGAAAAGAUAUGGUUAUGCCAGGGGAAGAUACAAAACUAAUAUUAAAACUAAUUAGACCAAUGGUUUUGGAAAUGGGACAAAGAUUUACGUUAAGAGACGGUAAUUUAACUUUGGGGACUGGUGUCGUAACCAAAAUUUUGCCUCAAUUGAACGAAAGCGAAAGAAACGAAUUAACCGAAGGAAAGAAAGCUCGUGAAAAGAAAAAGGCUGGGGGAAAAAAUUAAAUUUCAAAUACAUAUAGACAGAAUAUUUUUUCCUCCCGAAAUUGCUUUUAUAAGAUUUCAAUCAAUUUACAAUUGGAAUUGUUAGAGUGUUAUAUACAAUAAUGAAGGAAUCCAUAAUAUUUAAAAACAACAAAACCAUAGAUAGGUUUGAUAUUUGUAAGAAAUAAAAAUUAUUUAAGAAAAUAAAUUCUGUUUUUAGUUGAAAAACCAUUUUAGUUAAAAA
Molecule: messenger RNA, 1759 nt
Organism: Condylostylus longicornis
Lineage: Eukaryota; Metazoa; Arthropoda; Insecta; Diptera; Dolichopodidae
Gene: mEFTu1
Product: elongation factor Tu
Exons: 3
Coding region: 139-1536 (465 amino acids)
Biological process (GO): mitochondrial translational elongation
Cellular component (GO): mitochondrion
Molecular function (GO): translation elongation factor activity; GTPase activity; GTP binding
Source: RefSeq, a predicted model, not a curated record